UCACCUGACACUGAUGUCAGACUUUUUCGUUAUGUAGAGAAAAUUUCGUGAAAUAUAAAAAUACUUAGCAAUUUGCAUAAUCUGCUUUUAGAAUUAAAUAAUUUUUGUAGUAACAAAAUUGUUAUUGUUAUUCUAGUAUUAUUAUGAUAGUUUUAUAGAACGAUAUAAUUCACAAAAGAUAGCCAUUUGUUUUUUUUUUAAUUUCAAAAAUUUCGGGAUCGUGCAGAAAAAAAAAUUAGUUGAAGGCAUACAUCAAGAAAGGAUUCCGUAAAAUCAACCAAAAAUGGCCUUGAAGGAAAAUUUUAUUUCAUUAAUUUUGUUAUUUAUAGUAACUGUUAAUGCUGAACUAGUUCCAAACUACGAUAAUGUGGAAAGAGAACUGAAAGUAUAUGACAUUAAAUCUCCUCUCGUUCUUAGUUGUAAUAAUACAAAUGGUGAUUCAAGUGACCUCACAUGGGAAAAAGAUGGUAUUGAAGUAUCAAAAGUUGAUAGUAUAAAAGAUCGUUUUAGAAUUAUUGCAGCCGAAAAUAAAUUUAUUAUAGAAAGAACAAAUGAAAAUGAUAAUGGUACAUACACAUGUUCAGCAAACGGUGAAAGAAAAAAUAUAACGGUUGUAGCUAAUGUUGUUGUACGUGUUCCAUCAAAUGUUAAUGUCGUUGAAGGUGAAAAAUUAACAAUACAUUGUACAGCAGUUGGUACCGACGCUAAAAUUGUAUGGCAAAAUGGAAAUUCAACAAUUACAAAUACAACAGACAAAUUCAUUGUACAAGAUGAUGAAACUGGCGUAGAAAAUGCUAUACUUAUGAUCGAUAACGUUAGUUUAGAAGAUGCUGGUGAAUAUAAAUGUAUUGCUAAAAAUGCUGCAACAGAAUCUGGUAUUAAACGAGAAGCAACUGACACAUCAAUGGUACGAGUAAAAGGAAAAUUAGCAGCAUUAUGGCCAUUUUUGGGUAUUUGUGCAGAAGUUUUUGUUCUUUGUGCAAUUAUCUUAAUAUAUGAAAAACGACGUAACAAAACUGAACUUGAAGAAUCAGAUACCGAUAAUAAUGACCCCAAAAAGAAAAGAAGAAAUUACGAUUAAAAUUUAAACAACUUUACAAAAAUCUAAAAAAAAAACAAGGAAGAAAAACAAACUAAAUAGAACGUUUGCUGCUUAAGCAGCAAGAUACACAACUUAAGUAGAAAGUCGAUAAGUAAAACUAAAAAUUUAUAUACCUUUGUAUUUUUUGUUUUUAUUUUACUUUUUGGUUAUUUAUACAUAUGCAUAUAUAAUAUGCAUAUUUGUAUAUACUAAUUUUAUUUUUCAUUUUAAUAAGCACAGUCUUUUUUUCAUUUGAAAAAUUUCAAAAGAAAUAGUUUUAUGAGAAUAAAUUUAACAUGUUGAAACCAAAUACCUAAAUUUUGUUUAGGUAAACGUUUUUUGUAAAGCAAUAAAAUAUUAAAAACGAGAUACCAAAAAAAGUGAAUUAAAAUUGAAAAAUAAAAGUGUAAAAAAAUAAGGAAACUUAACAUUUUUAGAAUAACUAUAUCUUUGCUAUAAGUUUAUUUUACAACUUAAGUAUUUAUAAUAUGUUGACAUAUUUUGUUCAAAUUGAAAACAACUCAUUAAAAAUUUAAUA
Molecule: messenger RNA, 1619 nt
Organism: Condylostylus longicornis
Lineage: Eukaryota; Metazoa; Arthropoda; Insecta; Diptera; Dolichopodidae
Gene: Bsg
Product: neuroplastin
Exons: 2
Coding region: 284-1081 (265 amino acids)
Biological process (GO): homophilic cell-cell adhesion; axon guidance; dendrite self-avoidance
Cellular component (GO): axon; plasma membrane
Molecular function (GO): cell-cell adhesion mediator activity
Source: RefSeq, a predicted model, not a curated record